CCGCGCUCAACGCCCUCGGGCGCCCGCCGCCUCUCCUCGCGCCACGCAGCCCUCCACGACCCGCCCUCCCAAUCAACAACAAAGCCGCAAGCCCUCUUCGUAACCCUCCUCUCCGCCGCCACAACCCUCACUCACCACCUCCUCCGCCUUUACCUCAACCUCACCCUGACCCAGCGCAUCCUCUUGUCCCUCGCCGGCAUCGCCGCCCUCGCGCUCGGCGUGACCGUCCUCGUCUACUCGCACCACCUCUUCGGCCUGCUCACCCCGCUCGCCGCCGCCUGGCGUGGCCACCCGCUGGGUUGGCUGCCCAUCUGGCUCGCCACGUUCCUGACGGCGUUCCCGCCGCUGAUGGGCUACUCGACCUGCGUGACUGUUGCCGGGUUCGUGUAUGGUUUCCCGCUGGGGUGGCCUGUCGCUGCGAGCGCCACGCUGGCUGGGAGCACGGUCGCGUUCUUGACGAGCAGGGGUGUGUUUGCGCGGUAUGUGCAGGGCUUGGUGGGCAGGGAUAAGCGGUUUAUUGCGCUGGGCCAGGUGUUGAGGAGGGAUGGGUUGGGUGUGUUGGUUAUGGUGCGGUUGUGUCCGCUGCCGUAUAGUCUGAGUAAUGGGUUUCUGGCGACUGUGGGGAGUGUUGGGGCGAGGGCGUUUGCGUUGGCUACUGUUGGGGCAACACCGAAGCUGCUAGUGCACGUCUUCAUCGGCUCGAGGCUUGCCCUGCUCGCCGAAUCGGGCGACAAGAUGACCGGGCUGGACCUCGCCGUCAACUACAUCAGCAUGGCAGUCUUUGGCCUACUGGGCUUUGGCGUCGGGUUGCUCAUCUACAGGCGGACCAUGGCGCGGGCGGCCGAGCUGGCGCGCGAGGCAGAGCUCGAGGCUGGGGAUGCGCUCCUCGACAGCACGGGUGCUGAUGACGAUCUGGAGCAAGGCGUGCUCGGCGACGACGUGGAGAACGGGCGGAUGGUGGAUCCGGACGAGCUGGAUGCUGCCGCGCUCAUGGACGACGACGACAUUUCGCUGUGGGAUACAGCAGGCGGGGACGGGUAUCGAGAC
Molecule: messenger RNA, 1047 nt
Organism: Parathielavia appendiculata
Lineage: Eukaryota; Fungi; Ascomycota; Sordariomycetes; Sordariales; Chaetomiaceae
Exons: 2
Biological process (GO): mitotic spindle elongation; vesicle-mediated transport
Cellular component (GO): Golgi membrane
Source: RefSeq, a predicted model, not a curated record